Messenger RNA from Corticium candelabrum, 844 nucleotides. RefSeq names its product pyridoxine/pyridoxamine 5'-phosphate oxidase-like. Gene Ontology annotation, molecular function: FMN binding; pyridoxamine phosphate oxidase activity. The record is from RefSeq and is a predicted model, not a curated record. Gene Ontology annotation, biological process: pyridoxine biosynthetic process; pyridoxal 5'-phosphate biosynthetic process. NCBI's taxonomy places the organism in Eukaryota, Metazoa, Porifera, Homoscleromorpha, Homosclerophorida, Plakinidae. The transcript has 6 exons. The coding region runs from base 66 to 797 and encodes 243 amino acids.
UAUAAUACCUUCUCACCCUGUAUUCUUCUUUUCACCGCGUUUUUGCGCCUUCGAGGUGUUUAUUCAUGGCGUCUUCGCUUAGAUCCGAUGCGGACAUGGCGAAUGCGUCGUUCUACGAUUCGUUUCGUAAGGCAUACAGUCACAAGGAUUUCUCUAGGGAAGACUUGCAGUGUAGGGAGCCCGUCGGACAGUUUGAUGUUUGGUUCAAGUUGGCGUGUGAUACAAAGAUGGAAGUGGAGCCCAAUGCCGUGGCACUGGCUACCAGUACGAGGGAGGGACGGCCAUCAUUGCGCUACGUGCUGCUCAAAGGCUACGACACACAUGGCUUUCGAUUUUUCACUAACUACAACAGCAGGAAAGGACAAGAGCUGACUUCCAAUCCGUUUGCUUCGAUGACGUUCUACUGGCCCGUUCUCCACCGACAGAUUCGAAUUGAUGGUUUGGUGAGGAAGUUGAGCGAAAAACAGUCGUCUCAAUACUUUCACAGCCGACCGAGGGACAGUCAGAUCGGUGCAUGUGUGAGCCGUCAGAGCGAGGUGAUACCAAACAGACAGAUUCUUGUCGAACGUCGUCAACAACUUCUGGAGACGUAUCAAGACCCAUCGAGCGUUAUACCCAAACCACACGAAUGGGGAGGCUUCCUAUUAGUUCCUGAAGCUGUGGAGUUUUGGCAAGGACAUUCGGAUCGUUUACACGACAGACUGAAGUAUCAACGCGUUCAACCUCUAGAGUUGCCAUUACAAGACGAUGUGUCAACAAGUGACAGUGAAUGGAUAAUACAGAGAUUAUCACCAUGAAUAUUGUUAGUAUGCUGGUUGAUAUUAACAUGUGAUUUUUGAGAGUA